AUGACCGGUUCCUGCCGUGACAAGGUAGAGAACGGCCUCCUGCCGGUGCUUAUGCACAUGGCGAGCACCGCGACCCCGUUCGACCUGCAAGAUUUGACAACGAGGCUCGUGUUCGACAUGACCGCCGCGCCUCUCUUCAGCGUGGACCCUGGCCUCCUCUCCCCGAACAUGCCCCCCAUGGACGCAGCGGCCGCCAUGGACACGGUCAUGGAGGUCGCCUUGUUCCGGCACACCGUGCCGGCCUCUUGCUGGAAGGCGAUGAGGCGGCUAAACAUCGGCCCGGAAAGGAAGCUCGCCGCAGCGCACACGGUUCUAGGUGGGUUCAUUGAGGAGAUGAUGGAGAAGAGGAAGAAGAAGGAACAUGUUGCAAACGAGGGAGAUCCUUCUUCCGUGGACAUUCUGUCUUCCUACAUCGACGAUCCAGACUACCAGCAGAACGAUGGCUUGCUCCAUGCGACGCUCAUCAACUACACGAUCGCCGGGAGGGACAUGAUCGGCACAGCUUUGACAUGGGUCUUCUACAACCUCGCCCAAAACCCUCAUGUCAUGUCGGCCAUCCGCAACGAACUAUCACCUAUUGCAUCACGGAAAGCAGCCACAGGCGCCAACAACAGCAGCACCAUGGUGAUCUUUGAACCGGAGGAGACCAAAUCUCUCGUCUACAUGAGAGCCGCCCUACACGAGUCUCUCAGGUUGCACCCGCCGGUCCCCAUCGAGCGUAAGACGGCGGUCGCCGACGACGUGAUGCCGAGUGGCCAUGUGGUGCACGCCGGUGACACCUUACUGAUUUCUCUCCACUUCAUGGGGAGAAUGGAAGGCGUGUGGGGGAAAGACUGCCGGGAGUAUAACCCGGAUAGAUGGCUCUCAGAGGAUGGCAAGAAGCUGCGGUACGUGCCGUCUCACAAAUUUUUGGCAUUCAGCUCGGGCCCGAGGCUGUGCCUUGGCAAGGACGUCUCAUUCAUGCAGAUGAAUACUAUUGUUGCGGCAAUGGUGUGGAACUUUGAUGUGGAGGUUGUGGAAGGGCAGAGAGUCCAGCCGAAGAUGUCUUGUGUGCUGCAGAUGAAAAAUGGACUCAUGGUGAAGUUGAAGAAGCGAGAUAUGUAA
Messenger RNA from Triticum turgidum subsp. durum (durum wheat), 1104 nucleotides. NCBI's taxonomy places the organism in Eukaryota, Viridiplantae, Streptophyta, Magnoliopsida, Poales, Poaceae. The record is from the annotation of a GenBank genome assembly.